AUGGCCGUCCAAAUCACCCCCACCCAGGCCACCUCCGGCAUCUCCCUCUCCCUCCGCAACAACAUCUACUCGGCCCUCCUCUCCGGCCCCGGCAUCCGCAACAUCGAAGCCACCCUCGACGAAUGCCUCCGAAGCUCUGGAUUCCGCGACAACCUCAAGACCUACAUCACCCAUCUCUUCCGCUCAGGCCAAGCCACGACCGCAGAGGAAGCCUACAAACUCGCCAUUGAAAAGAUCAAAGAGGCCAUGGCCGACCUCGACCCUUCCGCCACCACCACAAACGGCAACGACGCAAAUCAUGGGUCUGCAAACCCCGACGACGCCGCUGGAGAAGGUCUGAAUGUCCACCUCAACAUUCCAAAGGAGGUCGUCACCAAAGGCACAAAGGUCGUCUUGCGCGAGUUGGAAAAGAUUUGUGAAAUCACCUAUGAAGAGUGA
Plenodomus lingam JN3 is the source of this 438-nucleotide messenger RNA. RefSeq lists its product as uncharacterized. NCBI's taxonomy places the organism in Eukaryota, Fungi, Ascomycota, Dothideomycetes, Pleosporales, Leptosphaeriaceae. The record is from RefSeq and is a predicted model, not a curated record.